GCAUUUACUUUGACCCUGUGUUAAUAGCAUCUCGGAGUAGUCUGCCUAUUCUCUCUGAUCAAAUGAAUACCCCACAUUGAUCGUUUUUUCGUGGAGUUAAACCACAGCCAGAAGCAACCUCUCUAUUUCCCUUCUCUUCCCUUCCCUUCCCCCAAUUAAUAAUAAACACUCACAAGCGCCAUUCUUCUUCUUCUUCUCUCUCUCUCCAAAAACCCUAACCCUUUACACAUAUUUCAGGUUCAGGAGUGGAGCUUCCACUUUACGACUCCACCGAUUUCGUCGCUUCUUAAACGCUACUUUCCCGACUGCUCUUUUCCUCUUUUUUUUUUCCCUUUCAAUGGGAUGGGUUUCUUAGGAUUGUGAUCAAAGGAUUCAGCUGCAGCAGCAGGAGCAGAUCAUCAGCUUUUCUUUUUCUUUUUCUGCAAACGUGAUUCUGAUUCAUUUGAGGGUGAUCGUACGUGUUUGGCCUAAUAAUGGAUUCUGGGAGUAGUGGAAGUAUACAAAGCUCCAGCGGUGGUGAAGAUGAGUACGAUUCACGCGCAGAGGGGUUCUCUGGUUUUUUAAACAAACCGCCAGGACAUGUCGGUCCUAAGGCUAACCCUUCCCCACAACUCACGGCGCACCACCCUCAUUCUUCUACCUCCUCCGGCCUCUUCGACCCUUUCUCCAACUUCCUCGAUCCAUUACCCACUCGAUCACACCAAAAUUCCAUUCCUAAUCUCGAUUUCCUCUGGCCCAGAAACAACCCGAGAUCCGACCCCAACCCGAUCCACUUUCCCGGCUCCAUUUCCAUGCCUCCUUCUUCAGCACCCAAUUCAUAUAUGGCGGCGACGAAUAGUCAAGUCCCUCAUCAGACCACGGAACCCAAUGUAGUCCACCAAGCCCCACGAGGUUUAACGCUCACCACAGAUCGAAGCGACGUCGUUCCUAACAAUAAUAACAACACUGCAACUGGAACUAGUACUGGCACCAGCAACCCCUCCGUUCGUAACCCAAGGAAACGAACCCGAGCCUCGAGGCGAGCCCCAACUACAGUUCUCACUACCGAUACGUCCAAUUUCCGAGCCAUGGUUCAGGAAUUUACUGGGAUUCCUGCCCCUCCCUUCACACCGGCUUCCUCUUUCCCCAGAGCCAGACUCGAUCUUUUUGGCGGCGGUACGGCCUCCACUUCUUCCCCACCAUACUUACUCCGUCCAUUUCCCCAAAAGUUAUCCACAACUAAUUCCCUUCUCUCUCCAUCCUCCGAUUUUCUCCUCCCCAAACAGAAUCAAUAUCUUCCUCCCAUGUCCUCUAUUUUUAAUCUUCAGCCUUCUCCCCCUCCCCCGCUUCACCAACCAAAUAUCAACCUCCUGGGCUCCGACCAAACCACAACCGACACCCAUCGUAAUCACCAUCUUCAUCAAACACCUCUCCCGGAAGAGUUGCUAUCAGAAAGUGGAAAUAUUCUUCCGGCCACCUGGGUAAGUAGCGGCGGCGGCGCAGGAGGAGGAGUAGCGUCGGACCAAGCUUUAUUUAGGUCCACGAAUAGCAAAUACUGUACGGGUACUAAAGUUAACAACAACUAUUCGGCUUCUUCUUCAUCUUUGGAUUUUCAUGGAGAUAAAGGGUCAGAGAAUGUGACAACUAGAAGUGAAGGUAUGAUGGAAUCUUGGAUUUGUUCUUCAGAUUAAAUUAAUUACUCUAUUUAUCCAUCUAUAUUCCCAACCAUAUACCAAGACGUUUAUAUGAGUCUUGAGAAUCACAACACCCCACCCCCCCCCCCCCCCCCCCCCCCCCCCAUUAAACUAGAGGUAUAAUUAACGAAAAACCACUCAGAUUCCGUUUGUUUUUCCCCCAAAAUUUUAUGUACAUCACAUUACACACUUUCAUUUUGGGAUUUCGUCCUUAUUUCCAAUUUUCCAUAUGUUUUUGUUUUUGUUUUCUUUAUCCUCACAUACAUCCAAAUAAAUAAUUAUUUUAUUUUA
Messenger RNA from Cucumis melo (muskmelon), 1964 nucleotides. RefSeq lists its product as uncharacterized. The coding region runs from base 474 to 1670 and encodes 398 amino acids. The transcript has a single exon. The record is from RefSeq and is a predicted model, not a curated record. Lineage: Eukaryota; Viridiplantae; Streptophyta; Magnoliopsida; Cucurbitales; Cucurbitaceae.